Molecule: messenger RNA, 780 nt
Organism: Argiope bruennichi
Lineage: Eukaryota; Metazoa; Arthropoda; Arachnida; Araneae; Araneidae
Product: oligosaccharyltransferase complex subunit ostc-A-like
Exons: 5
Coding region: 151-708 (185 amino acids)
Cellular component (GO): oligosaccharyltransferase complex
Source: RefSeq, a predicted model, not a curated record
CUUCGUCAGGGAUUCAAAACAGGGCGAAAACACCGGGGAGAGAUGGGAGAUAACAGUGCUUCUACAGCCGACAGAAAGGUAUGUGUAGCUUACUACUAGUCGGCCGACUUAAUUGCAGCUGAGCAACAAAUAAAGUUGGAGGAAAAGUUCAUGUGCAGAAUGCAGCACUACUUUCUCUGUUCUCACUCGAUUGCCUCAACUGAAUUCGUUCCCAUUCGAGAGCCGAGUGAAGCACAGUUUGUAGGUCAAAAAGUUAAGAAAAUGGAAGCGUUCUACAGCUUACCAUUUGCAGUGCUUGAAAUACCAUGUUUGAAAUUAAAAAGACCAUCUUGGUUCCAUAAACCAAGCGCUAUGUUUGUUUAUUCCUUGGUAUUAGUGUCAUAUUUCUUGGUUUGUGGUGGUGUUAUAUAUGAUGUCAUUGUUGAACCUCCAAGCAUUGGGUCGACGGUAGAUGAAUAUGGUCAUUCUCGUCCAGUUGCUUUUAUGCCUUAUCGGGUUAAUGGACAAUACAUCAUGGAAGGAUUAGCUUCUAGUUUUUUGUUUACUCUUGGAGGCCUUGGUUUUGUUAUUUUGGAUCAUACGCAUAAUCCUAAUACACCAAAACUGAACAGAAUUCUUCUCAUUUGUGUUGGGUUCCUUUGCAUUUUAGUUUCAUUUUUUACUUGUUGGGUAUUCAUGCGAAUGAAAUUGCCGGGUUAUCUACAAUAAGAACUGAAAAGCAGCUGAUAUUUCUACUUAUAAUUUUUGUCUUUUUUAAUAAAAAUUAUCUAAAACUGGUCA